UCACCGCUACGAUCGUGGAGCAGGUAUGCUCCCAUGUGGUCGUUUUGACGAUUGACGAUUGUGGAGAUGUGAACCCAUUUCUGGUGUUCGUCGUAGAUCGCCGGUCGUUUCUCGGAAAUCCAUAAGUCGAACGUGCUGGUGGAGGUUCUUGCAUUGGCCCCGUCUGCCUCGACAACCCUCUCCCGUCGUGCUUCCACACUCGCUACAACUACGUGCGCGACCUCGCAAGCGGCGUGCAUCUCGUAAGUUACGUCUGCCAAACAGUACCCUAGAUACACUCCCUAAAUGGAUCCUUCCUUCCUCAGAGCAUUCGCGAACUGCACCAGCCACGGCGCCUGCGUCCCCAAAACAGACGCAAAUAACGUCACAUGCUACACCUGCUCAUGCAACAAAAAGUGGACCGACGACAACGGAAAGGCCGUGAAGGGCUUUUCGGGCCCUGUCACGUGGACCGGCGACUCGUGCCAGUACCAGGACAUCUCGGUCUCGUUCCAGAUCAUAUUCUGGUCCAGUGUUUCGUUGAUUGUUACGCUUAUGUGAGUCGAGCGGGUUAAGUUUUCCUUGGAAAUGUCACUGGUUUGCUGAUGGCUCGUUAUGUACUCUUUCUUUUUCCUUUCGAAUAGCUUCGUGGUGGGCUUGAUCGCCA
Messenger RNA from Fimicolochytrium jonesii, 646 nucleotides. RefSeq lists its product as uncharacterized. Bases 286 to 540 code for a protein of 84 amino acids. The transcript has a single exon. The record is from RefSeq and is a predicted model, not a curated record. Gene Ontology annotation, cellular component: endoplasmic reticulum. Lineage: Eukaryota; Fungi; Chytridiomycota; Chytridiomycetes; Spizellomycetales; Powellomycetaceae.